This is a messenger RNA of Kluyveromyces marxianus DMKU3-1042, 2001 nucleotides long. It is a transcript of the gene CAT2, whose product is annotated as carnitine O-acetyltransferase CAT2. Gene Ontology annotation, cellular component: mitochondrion; peroxisome. Gene Ontology annotation, biological process: carnitine metabolic process. NCBI's taxonomy places the organism in Eukaryota, Fungi, Ascomycota, Saccharomycetes, Saccharomycetales, Saccharomycetaceae. Gene Ontology annotation, molecular function: carnitine O-acetyltransferase activity. The transcript has a single exon. Bases 1 to 2001 code for a protein of 666 amino acids. The record is from RefSeq and is a predicted model, not a curated record.
AUGGCCUUGAAAACUAGCGUAUCACGCUGGAGCCCCAACUGGAUCAAAGGUCGUAGCACCAUGGUCAGACAUUUUUACAAUUACAAGACGUUCCAAUUCGAAACAGGCUCGAAUGAUGAGUAUCUCGCAGCGCGCCCAAAUUCCUACUACCAGAAGAACAGGCCGUCUUUUAAGGGCCUCACGUACUCAAAACAGGAAGAUAUGCCCUCGUUGCCCGUGCCAGAACUUAAGUCUACGCUUGACAAGUAUUUGAAAUCAAUCAAACCUUAUUGCAACUCCGAGUCCGAUUAUGAAAAACAGGUGCAGCUCUGCUACCAAUUCCUAUCGAACCAGGGUCCGACCUUGCAAGAACGGCUACUCUCUUACUCAAUGGAACGUAGAAACUGGAUGCAAGAAAUGUGGGAUUCUCAGAUCUACUUGGCCGAUCGUUCGCCAGUAGUCCCUUUUGUCUCGUAUUUCUACGGCCACAAGCCGUUGGCCUCCACGCAUCGUGUAAUUGAUUCCGAUAUGUUGAUCAAGGCAACAGCCAUCAUCGCAGGCGUCGUCAAGUUUAUCGAAGCCCUAAAAGACGAAUCCUUGCCCGCUGAAGUUGUCAAGGACAAGCCGUUCUGCAUGAACGGCUUCCAGUACAUGUUCAACAACUCCAGAGUGCCCCAGUUCAACCAGGACCGAAACGAUUUUUAUUCGAUCUAUGAGCAUGGCUAUUUAACCGUCGCUUACAAGGAUAAUUUCUACAAAGUGUAUACCCACGACAGAGAAACAGGCUCUGUAUUGCCGGUGUCUGUGGUGUACAGACAGUUGAACCAAAUUGUUAACCAACUUGCCACGCAAGGAUCCAUUGUAGAGGCAAAUGCUGGCAUUGGAGCACUAACUACGCUUCCUCGCAAUGAGUGGGCAGAUGCAUACCAACAAUUGCAAGCAGACCCAGUGUCCGCUUCUUCUUUGCAGAUAAUCCAUCAAUCAUCAUUCGUUUUGUGUCUAGACCAGGAUGCUGCCCCAAUCACUUUGGAGGACAAAUCUAGAGUGUGCUGGCACGGUGAUGGGACAAAUAGAUACUUCGAUAAACCACUACAGUUUUUCGUCGCUGGAAAUGGCUUUUCGGGCUUCUUGGCCGAACAUUCUAAAAUGGACGGUACCCCAACUCUAUUCUUGAACCACUAUGUUAUGGAUCAGCUAGCAAAAUUGAACCCCGCUGAAUUUAUUAAGUCCUUACACGCAGGAAGUGCUACUUUAUACCCAGAUCUGAGGAGCGAGCAUUUGCAAUUUAUCAUAACUCCAGAGUUGAGCAAAACCAUUGAAGCAGCUAAAUUGCAAUUUGUAAACACCAUAGAACAGGAAGAUUUACGUGUGUGGCAUUAUAACAGAUAUGGGAAACGCAUCAUCAAGACAUUCAAGGUAUCCCCAGAUGCUUUUAUCCAGCAAAUUAUACAAUUGGCUGUAUUCAAAUAUUUGAAGAGACAGUUGCCCACUUACGAAGCAGCAUCUACCCGGGCCUUUUUUCAAGGUAGAACCGAGACCGGAAGAUCUGUCACCGAUGCAUCUUCUAAGUUUGUGAAAACAUGGGAAUCCACAACAGCUACUACUCAAGAAAAAGUUUCAGCAUUUUAUGAUGCUGCCAAGGAACAUGUUGAAUAUUUGAAAAUGGCUUCUAAUGGGCAGGCAAUAGAUCGUCACUUUUUCGGUUUAAAGAAUAUGGUUCAAGAGUCCGAUGCGCCAGUACCAUUAUUCCAAGACCCAUUAUUUAAGUACAGUUCAACCUGGUUGAUAUCUACUUCACAAUUAUCAUCUGAGAACUUCGAAUGUUAUGGCUGGUCUCAAGUGUACGAUAAUGGUUUCGGUCUAGCAUAUAUGAUCAAUAACGAUUUUUUGCAUAUUAACAUUACCAACAAACCAGAAGCUUCUGGUUUAAGUGCAAAUGAACUUCAUUACUAUUUAAGUCAAGCUGCUGAUGAAAUUUACGAGACCCUCUCCCAACACUCUUCUUCUAAGCCAAAUUUAUAG